This is a messenger RNA of Cotesia glomerata, 1242 nucleotides long. RefSeq lists its product as uncharacterized. Lineage: Eukaryota; Metazoa; Arthropoda; Insecta; Hymenoptera; Braconidae. The record is from RefSeq and is a predicted model, not a curated record. The coding region runs from base 230 to 751 and encodes 173 amino acids. The transcript has 4 exons.
ACAACACACAACAGUCGCGCGUAGACCGCCGUAGGAGCAACGCUAGCACGGCGUUUAAUUUUUAAAUAAAACGUUUAUUUUGUUUAUUAAAUUUUUGGACUUUUAGUCUUGUGAGAGAGUGCAAGAGAAAAGUUUUGGUUAAUUUUAUAAAUAGUUUGUGCAAUUAUUAAAGCUUAUAUUAGGACUUACAUCCUUCAAACUGUCGCAAUCGAUCCCCCGCAUUACAGAAAUGUCGCUAGAAGAGUCCAGGCGGUCACAGAGGCCUUAUCGGUAUGGAAUGGUCUUGCUGUGCGUCGGUGCGCUUAUCAACUGGUUAGGACUCGCUGAAAAUUAUGUCGAGCCGGUCAGAUAUGUCGGGGUGGCUUGUAUUGUCGCUGGCGCGCUUUUAAUUUGUGCCGCCAUGUGUUGUUGGCUUCACGCGCCACCUGUCAGAACUAAUGUGGGCACGCAUGGCUCUAAUCAUCCUAACACUAUCCAAAUUGAUGAUCCAAUUCAUGUAAUAAGUGUUGAAGAACCAGCAAGUGUCGCUCGACAAAAACCUCCAGAUUAUGAUGCCGUAGCAGAUGCACCGCCUAGUUAUGAUGACGCUAUUAAACUUAAUCCAGGACAAUUAACAACUCGCGCUAGUAUCAGCGGGAUUUCGCCGAUUUUGCCGGGUAUGAUUACAAUGUCGAAUAAUAGCUCCGCGACAAGUGGAAUUUCCAAUGACCAACCGACUACUCCUACACCACCACCUGCGUACGCUAGGUGAGACUACAUGAUCGGUCAUCAACGACCAAGACAAAGUCUACCCACAUCAUUAAACCAAUCAGCACGCGCUGAGGUCCACGGACGCACCCGAGCUGGCCAAGUGAGCGUCCACAAGCCGUGCGACACCCCGGCGACGUCCUCUUUCGUAGGAAUGCGCCAUCACCGUCGCUACGACGUCAGACCUGUAACGACGAACGCAUCCGCCAGAAGACUGCGCGCCCAAAGUGUUCAUGUUCUCUACGCGCACGUGCCAUUUCAUUUCGAUCACAAUGAUCACUGAUCAUCAAUUUAAGAGAGAAAAUUAAUUUAUAUAAUUUAUAGUUUUUUUUAAAUUUUAAUUUAAUCUUCUAUCCCUAAGAUUUAUUUAAACACAAAGAGAAUUAUGACCAAAAUAAUUAUUAAGUGUUGAUUAGUGAGAUUUACGUCGGUUUGUAAAUACAUUCCAGCUGGAAAAUUAACUUGUUGAUUCAAGAAAAAUGUAUUAUCAUGCUU